AUGGCUAGUGAGGAGAGUUUUGUGGUUUUGGUGCACCACAGAGGAUCUGUUAAUAGAAAAACUCGUUCCGGAGUAAAGUUCACAGAUAAGAAUCCUCUAUGUAUUGUCAUAACAUCUACGACGAGUUACGAUGACCUUGUUAGCGCUGUACUAAUGAAGCUCGGUCUGAAGGGUGCGAAGCGGGUAAAGAAGUUUUUCUAUCGCAUUCCAGUCACGGUGCUACAGAAUACGGUGAAGUAUGAUUGCUUCACGAUUAAUAAUGAUGCGGACUUGCAAGUAAUGUUUCUCUGUCGGCGGCAGUUUCCGGAGGUGAGGACACCGGAGUUGUUGGCCCGGCUGGUUGAUGUUGUAUCCAGCUCCGGCGGUUCGAACAGGAAUACGAACACUAUAGCGAAUGCAGCAGGUUCUAGUUCCCGGCCUGCCGUUGCUUCCUCGUCCGUCCCUGUGUACGAACCAGUGGUCCAAAAUGUCGCCUCCCCAUCUUUCGCUGUUGACCUCAAUGCCACCGAAGGCGACGAGGUAGUGGAAAGGGAAAAUUUGCCGAACGCUUUAGUGGGAGUUGCACCUGUUGGCGUAGGAGACGGUUUUUUGGACGAUGAAGACGAGGAUGACGUCGAGCCGGAUAUGAUUGACGAUGAUAGCGCUGAUGAUAUUGGAGCGACUGGGCCUGCAUUGGAGGUAGGUGGUUCUAGCUCUGGCACACAGCAGUAUCCACCACAUUUUUCCUCGUUGGACUUGGACGCCAUGAGACAUGAGGGGGUUUUAGGGCACGCUGUUGGAUUCGGAGCUAGAGAUGCGGAAGGGACUACUGGUCUGACAGAGUUUCAGGUUGGUCAGCAAUUCCAGGAUAAAGAUGAGGCCCUUUUAAGUGUGAAGACUUACAGCAUCCGGCGAGGGGUACAGUACAAGGUGGUGGAGUCCGAUCACCGUCGGUAUGUGGGCAAGUGUUCGGAGUUUGGGAAUGGGUGCACAUGGUUGAUUCGACUGAGUCUCCGGAAGCGCAAGGGCAUUUGGGAGGUCAAACGGUACAAUGGACCUCACACUUGCCUGGCCACAUCCAUCUCGAGUGACCACAGGAGUUUGGAUUAUCAUGUGAUUUCCGCGUUCAUUAUGCCAAUGGUUAGGGCCGAUGCAUCCGUGAGCAUCAAGGUGCUCCUGAACGCCACGGCAGCGCACUUUGGUUUUAGGCCGACUUACCGGAGGGUUUGGAUGGCGAAGCAGAAAUCUAUUGCCCUCAUAUACGGUGACUAG
Molecule: messenger RNA, 1251 nt
Organism: Arachis stenosperma
Lineage: Eukaryota; Viridiplantae; Streptophyta; Magnoliopsida; Fabales; Fabaceae
Exons: 1
Coding region: 1-1251 (416 amino acids)
Source: RefSeq, a predicted model, not a curated record